AUUACCAAAGGAGGUCCAGACUGGACUUGGCCUCGAGAUAUUUUUCCUGAGAUUCCUGGUGUUUCAAUAAUUGUACUUUGAGCCCGGAUGUUAUCGUUACAUUUCUCUAAUCUGUUUGUAGUUUUGUACUGCUAUCUUGCAUGCGAUGUGUGCCUUUGAUAUUCCAUCUAACUCAAGUCUUCCUUGGCAUAGAUAUCUCAUAUCUGAACAAAGCAUCAAAACAUUGUUUCUUUUGUCUGUGUUGUUUCAGAAUCAUUUCCGAUGUCUUAGGAUAAUAUAAUAAAGUAUGCCAGAUUGUUCAGCAAGACAAAAGGGAAGCUGAAGACAACUACGACGAGGCUGUCGCCCAUUGUUUGCAGGCGCAGGCGGAUUUUGUUCCACUCCUCUUCGGUCUGCGGCGGCCGGCGGGUCACCGGUGCAGAUCUUUUCCCGGCCUUUUUCGGUGGCAAGGGGCCACAAAUAUCUGAGCCCAGAUAUUUUUCCUGCCCCUGCCACGUGUAAAAGCGCCGGCACGUAGGCGUAAAGGUUCAGGGGUCGGGCUUUCUCUUCAAUCCUGUCUUUACUGUUGGCUUCUGGUCUCGUCUCGUGUUUCCAUCGUCUCCGCUGUCUCUGCUCUCUGCCGUUCAUCCGGAAGCAGCCCGAGCCAAAUCUCGGAGCGUUCUUGAUCUCCGCUGCGUGGGUUGUUUGAUUUGUUGGGUGCGGUUAACAGCGCACCUGAAUUCUGUGAAAAUUUGGUCCUUUUCUUACCUAGGUCUGUCGUUGGUUUCCACUUCUUGGGGUUCCUUGGUUCUCUGAGUUGCGAUCUUCUGCACCUUUGUAUCCCCCGAUCCAUAAUCAUCCGGCUUUCUGUCUCCGGUUUGCUUCUUUGUUGAUCGCCUGUCUUUCUUUGCCUUCGCUUCAAUUUCAAAAGAAAAAAUUGUUCAUUGCAGAAAAGGGAUAAAAAAGAAGUUGUUUCAAUCUGAUAAAGUUUCAGGAAAAUUUAAGAAAAUCCUUCAUUUUUUCUCCAUUUGUUUGUCCGUCUCUCAUUAAAAGAAUCGAAUGGGGGAUGCGUCGUUGAAUCGAUCCAUUAAGGCCGAACCAGCCGCCGGUGGCAUUACCAAGGGAAAUCGAAUUCUGGACACGAUGUCGUCCGGGUGGACAGAUGAGAGACACAUGCUGUAUAUCAGCUCUAUGGAGGCUUCUUUUGUCGACCAACUAUACAAUCACGGACACCAUUCGCACAAUGCAAAUGGCAAUGGCUUCAAGGUUCACCGCAGGGGGGUGUGGGAGUACAUCAAGUAUGAGAAGGAUAAUACUUGUGCGCAAAGUGGGACCAAAUACUGCCUGCCUGCAAACCCCUGGAUCCAGCAUUUUAGGCCACGAGAUUGUGGUAGCAAUGUGCAAAGUGAUGGGAUGGAGGCUUCAGCGGGUGAUCAUGAAUCGUGUACUCAGACAAACCGGGUGAGGCUUUCAGUGUCUCAUGGAAGGGAACGGGAAGCUUGUAAAGGAGACAACCAACUUCUUGAUGAAAAUACAGAGGUCUCUGAUCAGAAUUUUGCUGACGACGAGGUGGAAAUUGGAGCAGAAUCAAAAGCGUGCAAGAAAAGGAGAUUAAGCAGCACUUCCAACUACCGUUGUGCAUAAUCAAGUAAAUUUGCAGGAUCAAUCAGCUUAGUCUGUUGCAAGUAUUGAGAUGACUAUCCUAAAAGAAGGUGCAGAUGAUGGGACAAAUCUCUCAACUUCUUUCUGCAGCCACAAAAACUGUUGGAAGCAAAGAUACUCCGACGGAAGGCGUUGAAGAAUUGUUAUUGUUGAUUUUGUAGUUAAUGAGUACUGGAGCAGUUAGUGUCGGCAUUUUAGGAGAUUAAGUUCUAAUUAUGUAUCUGUGUAUUUUGCAGUCUUCAUCAGUGUUACUGUUCUCUACUUGGUAGAUAUAAAUUGUUUGAUGUUGUGGA
Phragmites australis (common reed) is the source of this 1934-nucleotide messenger RNA. RefSeq names its product cold-regulated protein 27-like. The transcript is spliced from 3 exons. The record is from RefSeq and is a predicted model, not a curated record. Gene Ontology annotation, biological process: response to cold; regulation of circadian rhythm. Bases 1039 to 1623 code for a protein of 194 amino acids. Lineage: Eukaryota; Viridiplantae; Streptophyta; Magnoliopsida; Poales; Poaceae.